Molecule: messenger RNA, 2064 nt
Organism: Exophiala oligosperma
Lineage: Eukaryota; Fungi; Ascomycota; Eurotiomycetes; Chaetothyriales; Herpotrichiellaceae
Exons: 7
Coding region: 340-1845 (501 amino acids)
Biological process (GO): dipeptide transport; allantoate transport; transmembrane transport
Cellular component (GO): plasma membrane
Molecular function (GO): dipeptide transmembrane transporter activity; allantoate transmembrane transporter activity
Source: RefSeq, a predicted model, not a curated record
GGUACACGUACCCGCCACGUUCGGCUUGAGAUACGGGGUAUUCCAGUGAAAAGACCGGGUAGAGGUACCCGCAGAAUCCCUCAACAUCGCUUGGCCCAGCCCUUAAAGUGCUCAAUAGGGCACGAAAUCCGACUAGCAUUGAUCGGUUAUCGCAGGCAAUGAGUUCGGUAUCGGGCCCGGUGGCUUUGAGAAGAUACGAACUGGAUUGUUCCCACGGGGUACGGCCCUGAGCAUAAGAAUCACGAACUCCCACAUGCGACGAGAUGGAUUUGAUCUGGAUCUAGAAUUCGUGCAACAUACACCCGCAACGAUCACUAUCAGUUCUCUGCCGCAGCGAUUAUGGCUUCCACCGAAACAAAGACCUUGUCUGACACCAAGGACGAUAUGGAGUGUGUGACGUCUCAAUCUGGUCAGCAAGAUUCAUCGGGGAUCGUUUUCCUCCAUCCAGCCGAGGAAAGACGGCUCGUGAGGAAGAUUGAUUUUCACUUGAUGCCGGUCAUGUUCUUGUUGUACCUCUUCCAGUACCUAGACAAGACCUCGCUGGGAUACACAGCCAUUAUGGGUAUUAUAGAAGAUACGAAAUUGAGCGGCUCGCAGUAUCCGUGGGUGUCGAGCUUUUUCUACGUUGGCUUCCUGGUUGCCAGCCCUAUUUCUGCCAUCGCGCUGGUCAAAUUUCCUGCUGCAAAGGUUGUCGUCUUGACUGUCAUAAUCUGGGGUGGCAUUCUUAUGUGCACGGCUGCCGGCCAUGACUUCGGAACUCUGUCCGUCCUGCGUAUCCUUCUCGGCUGCUUUGAGGCAGCGAUCAAUCCUGGCUUCACUAUGAUCACCGCGAUGUGGUACAAGCCAUCCGAACACGCUCUCAGACACGGGAUUUGGUAUGGAGGCGCCAGUGUCGCCUAUAUAUUUGGAGGCGUCUUAGCCUAUGGGUUUUCCCACAUACAUAGCGCAGUCAAAAGUUGGCAGUUUCUCUUCAUCAUUUUUGGUGCGGUGACAAUCAUUUGGGGUAUUGUCAUGUAUUUUGUGCUCCCCAACAACCCUCAGACGGCGAAGUUCCUCACCACCGAAGAGAGAAAGUUGGCAUUCGCUCGAGUGCAAGGUACGCGCCACUCAGCCGACAGCAGGAAAUGGAGCAGUGCCCAGUUCAAGGAAGCUUUGAUUGAUCCCAGAACAUGGUUGUUCUUCUUGCUCAAUAUAUUUACCACUCUUCCAGGAGGGGGUCUCACGGCGUUCGGAAGCAUCAUUCUGAAAAGUUUCGGCUUCAGCCUCUACAAAACCCAGCUCCUCACAAUGUCUCAAGGCGCCUUCUUGCUCCUGUUCGUCGUCUUCACUGUUGCGGUAUCAAUGUCAUUCAAGAACGCUCGCUGCAUCUCGAUCGCAUUACUCAACCUCAUCUCGCUUGCGGGAGCCCUGAUGAUCAAGCUUCUUCCCGAAAGCGAUAAAAUAAGCCGCCUGGCUGGUCUGUGGCUCAUCUCAGCCUACGCCAGCUCUUUCCCCACCAUCUUGAGUUUGAUCUCGAGUAACAUUUGUGGCCAUACCAAAAAGGCAACCGUCAACGCAAUGCUUUUCCUGGGAUUCUGCACAGGAUACAUCAUCGGACCACAGACAUUCUUGGCCCGUGAAGCCCCAGGCUACAAGACUGCUUUCAAUGUCAUGAUCGCCUGCUUCGUGCUCAACAUUGCCAUUAUUCUCACCAUGCGACAGCUCAUGGCCUGGUGGAACGGAAAACGUGAUCAGGAGAGGGGUCAGGACAACAUCGUGAUGGGCGAAGCCGCGGAGAACGCCUUCGAGCAGCUCGAGCUAGACGAGACCGACUGGCAAAACAAGAAUAUCCGUUACUCGCUGUAAGGCGUACUGUGAGAUGAGAAUGUCUUAGUCAGGUGACGGAUAGACCAGGGCUGGAGUUUCGUGACUACCUAUUCGAAACGUGUAUGAAGAGAUGUCCAGGAUACUACGGCAUGUAGAAACGGAAAACGAGAUGUACUUGUUCGGAGUUCUAGGUCAGGCCACUUGAGCCAGUCGAGAGUUUCCUUCUUCAGUUCUCAUGGUCUUAUCUGAUACUAUGGC